Molecule: messenger RNA, 246 nt
Organism: Ostertagia ostertagi
Lineage: Eukaryota; Metazoa; Nematoda; Chromadorea; Rhabditida; Trichostrongylidae
Source: the annotation of a GenBank genome assembly
AUGGUGACUUCUAAAAAUGUAGACGACAUCACUUCGUACGGGUAUAACACAUUGAUUUUCUACGUAAAUGGUCACCGAGUAGAAGAGACUCGGGUCGAUCCAAAGACCACUCUGGCCGUUUACCUUCGAGAUCACUGUAGGCACUACUCUGCCAAUUCCUGUCUGAUGCCAGUGUGCGCGGUGUUUGGAAAAGCCGUCACCACCGUGGAAGGACUGGGCUCGACCGUCAGCAAGAAAUUACAUCCA